AUGGCUCCAAGCAAGUUAAAGAAAGCCAUUGGGGCAGUGAAGGACAGGACAAGCAUUAGCCUAGCGAAAGUGGGUAACAAGAACUCACUGUCGGAUCUUGAAGUGGCAAUUCUGAAGGCAACAAGACAUGAAGAGUACCCAGCUGAGGAUAAACACAUAAGAGAAAUACUUAGCUUAACUUCAUAUUCUCGUGCUUACAUUGGUGCAUGUGUUAGCAUAAUCUCCAAACGCUUAAACAAGACCAAAAAUUGGACAGUUGCGUUAAAGACACUUAUGUUAAUCCAACGCCUACUUGCUGACGGUGAUCCUGCAUAUGAGCAAGAGAUUUUCUUCUCAACUAGGCGUGGUACUCGACUUCUCAACAUGUCAGAUUUCAGAGACACCUCACGUUCUAAUUCAUGGGAUUUCUCAGCAUUUGUCCGGACUUAUGCAUUGUAUCUUGAUGAACUACUAGAGUUCAGGAUGCAAGGUCGGCGUGGGAAGCGUAGCAUGUUUGGAAUUGAUGAAGAUGAAGAAGAGGUUGGGUCAUCCUAUGCAAAGUCAACACCAGUUCGUGACAUGAAAAGUGACAGCAUAUUUUCAAGGAUACAACAUUUACAACAGGUUCUAGAGCGCUUUUUAGCUUGCCGGCCAACAGGUUCAGCAAAGAGUAACAGGGUAGUGAUUGUUGCUCUGUACCCAGUGGUGAAAGAAAGUUUCCACAUAUAUUAUGACAUAACAGAAAUAUUGGGUAUUCUGAUAGACCGUUUCAUGGAGCUAGAGAUUAAUGACUCCGUUAAGGUAUAUGAGAUCUUUUGUCGUAUCUCAAAGCAAUAUGAUGAGCUUGAUUUGUUUUACGGCUGGUGCAAAACGGUUGGAAUUGCACGCUCUUCUGAAUACCCUGAAGUUGAGAAAAUAACACCAAAAAAGCUUGAACUAAUGGACGAGUUUAUACGUGACAAGUCUGCAUUGGCACAAAAUAAAAAGCCGAUGACUGAAAAGGAAGCGGAAACAACAACAGAAGAAAAAGAAAAUAUGGAUACUAUAAAAGCAGAAAAUAUGGAUACUAUAAAAGCCCUACCAUCGCCAGAGAGUUUCUACUGUGAGUUCCCUGAUGAAACAGAAGAACCGAAAGAAAAAGAAAAACAGAUUAUUAAAGAAGAGAAAAAUAAAGCGCAAUUAGAAGGUGACCUGUUGAACUUAGCUAACGAUUCAGUAACAACAGAAGAACACGGUGAUAAAUUGGCUUUAGCAUUAUUUGAUGGAAAUGCACCCUUUGGUCCUGCACCGCCUCCAGGAUGGGAAGCCUUCCAUGAGGAUACAGCAGACUGGGAAACAGCUUUGGUUCAAUCAGCAAGCAAUUUGUCGCAUCAACAAGCCUCACUUGGGGGUGAUUUCGAUAUGUUGUUAUUGGAUGGAAUGUAUCAACAAGGUACAACAGCGGCGGCAAUGGUGGCUAGUCCAGCAACAGGGAGUUCAAGUAGUGUUGCACUUGGGUCAAUAGGAAGGCCGGCAAUGUUAGCACUGCCUGCAACUCCAUCAACAACGCAAGGUACCCAAAGUAAUGCAGAUCCAUUUGAAGCAUCAGAUGCGGUGGCACCACCACCAUACGUACAAAUGUCAGAUCUUGAAAAGAAGCAAAAGCUUUUGGUGGAAGAACAACUAAUGUGGCAACAGUAUGCAAGAGAUGGAAUGCAAGGGCAGCUUGGAAUGGCUAAAUUACAACCCAAUUCUUGGAACAUGGGAGGCUACACACCGGGCUAG
This is a messenger RNA of Pistacia vera, 1743 nucleotides long. Its product is annotated as putative clathrin assembly protein At4g02650. The transcript is spliced from 3 exons. Gene Ontology annotation, biological process: clathrin coat assembly; clathrin-dependent endocytosis; vesicle budding from membrane. Gene Ontology annotation, cellular component: clathrin-coated pit; clathrin-coated vesicle. NCBI's taxonomy places the organism in Eukaryota, Viridiplantae, Streptophyta, Magnoliopsida, Sapindales, Anacardiaceae. Gene Ontology annotation, molecular function: clathrin heavy chain binding; phosphatidylinositol-4,5-bisphosphate binding; 1-phosphatidylinositol binding. The record is from RefSeq and is a predicted model, not a curated record. The coding region runs from base 1 to 1743 and encodes 580 amino acids.